Messenger RNA from Suricata suricatta (meerkat), 6096 nucleotides. It is a transcript of the gene MORC2, whose product is annotated as MORC family CW-type zinc finger 2. Gene Ontology annotation, molecular function: zinc ion binding. The transcript has 27 exons. The record is from RefSeq and is a predicted model, not a curated record. Lineage: Eukaryota; Metazoa; Chordata; Mammalia; Carnivora; Herpestidae. Gene Ontology annotation, cellular component: nucleus. Bases 1185 to 4400 code for a protein of 1071 amino acids.
UUGGCCUAAGACGCCACGGAGGCCUCGGGGGCUUGGGGCGUCGGGGAGUGCGCGAGGCGGCCCAGGUUGUGUGCUCUAGCGGAGACAAAGCAGUGGCUGAGGUGGCUGUGACGCUUGUGGCUGCGGCGGCAGAACAGCCCUAAACGCCGAAUUCUCUGGUGCUGAGUCCUGUCAUCUCAUCCAGCGCGGCGCGUGGGUGGCUGGUUCCGCGGCGGCGGCGGCAGCGGCGGAGGCGGAGGCAGCACAUGGUUCCAAGAGCGCGCUGCGGUUGUUGGGUUCCAAUUCCGUGGGGAGGGACAAAGGCAGCUCUGAGCACCGGGCAACGCAGGGUCGGGGAAUGCGCUCGCCACAGUGCCCUCGAUCUGGGCCUUGAAAGCUGGGACUAACUUUCCUGUGAGGAGGAGGCAGCGGCCUCGGGACUGAGGUCCUGGGGCCUCAGAGCUGUAGGCCUCUGUCUGAGGGGAGUGGGGGAGGGGUGUGCCCUCUGAGGUAAUUUGGGCGGGUCAAUUCUGAGGCUUUUUUUUGCGGGUCAUUGUGAAGUAAUUUGACCCAGUACCCUGAAGAGAUUGCGACGGGACCAACAAGCUAGGUCUGGUCUGGGCUUUGGCAACGGAAAUCGCCGUCAGCGAUUAGGAGACCUUUCUGUCGGGAGGUAGUGAAGCCGGAACUAACGCCAUAUGCACCCUAUCGACUUCGUGGCCACCAGCCUGGGGCCCAAUUAAGAAUCCCGGGAUCUUUGGCGAAGACAUGGGUGGCUGUCAAGUUUUGUGACAGAAGUUGAUAUUUUUCCGGAUUGGUAAAUAUCCUGGUCAGUAAUUUAGAGGAACAAAAAAAGGCUCGAGCUUGAAGAUGGCGCAGUAAUAAAACCUCUCAAGUCCAAUACUGUCUACUCCCAGGACCGUCCGCAUUCGACACCUUGAAUUAUCGCAACUUAAGCCAAAGUUUAAGACUAAAAAUCUAUGAUAACAGUUUUUUCCAGAAUAUUACAUAAUAGUCAUUAAGAAGAUAAAAAAAAAAGACUUAGAGAAUUUAGACAUCUCUUGGAUAGAUACCAGUUAACCUUGUUUAAUAGUAAGGAGCACAGACUUACCAAACCUUUACUGGAAGGAAUCCUGGAAAAUCUAUUCCAUUAUAAAGUAUAUUUCCCAGUUAGUGGGUGAAGGACUGGAGACCUCACCGCACUCAUGGCUUUCACAAAUUACAGCAGUCUGAAUCGAGCUCAGCUAACCUUUGAAUAUCUGCAUACAAAUUCAACUACUCAUGAAUUCUUGUUUGGUGCUCUUGCUGAACUGGUUGAUAAUGCAAGAGAUGCUGAUGCCACCAGAAUAGAUAUUUAUGCAGAAAGGCGAGAGGACCUUCGAGGAGGAUUUAUGCUUUGCUUUUUGGAUGAUGGAGCAGGAAUGGAUCCAAGUGAUGCUGCCAGUGUGAUCCAGUUUGGGAAAUCAGCCAAGCGAACGCCUGAGUCUACCCAGAUUGGGCAGUAUGGGAAUGGGUUAAAAUCUGGCUCAAUGCGCAUUGGUAAGGAUUUUAUACUCUUCACCAAGAAGGAAGACACCAUGACUUGCCUCUUCUUGUCUAGGACCUUUCAUGAGGAGGAAGGCAUUGAUGAGGUGAUAGUCCCAUUGCCCACCUGGAAUGCUCGGACCCGGGAACCUGUCACAGACAACGUGGAGAAGUUUGCCAUUGAGACAGAACUCAUCUAUAAGUAUUCUCCCUUCCGCAACGAAGAGGAAGUUAUGUCUCAGUUCAUGAAGAUUCCUGGGGACAGUGGAACACUGGUGAUCAUUUUCAAUCUCAAACUCAUGGAUAAUGGAGAACCAGAGCUAGACAUAAUCUCAAAUCCAAGAGAUAUCCAGAUGGCAGAAACUUCCCCAGAGGGCACGAAGCCAGAGCGGCGCUCCUUCCGCGCCUAUGCUGCCGUGCUCUAUAUUGAUCCCCGGAUGCGGAUCUUCAUUCAUGGGCACAAGGUGCAGACUAAGAGGCUCUCCUGCUGCCUGUAUAAGCCCAGGAUGUACAAGUACACAUCAAGCCGUUUCAAGACUCGUGCAGAGCAGGAGGUGAAGAAAGCUGAGCAUGUGGCACGGAUUGCUGAGGAGAAGGCGAGGGAGGCGGAGAGCAAAGCUCGGACAUUAGAAGUUCGCCUGGGUGGAGACCUCACACGUGACUCCAGGGUAAUGUUGAGGCAGGUCCAAAACACAGCCAUUACUCUGCGUAGAGAAGCUGAUGUCAAGAAGCGGAUCAAGGAGGCCAAGCAGCGAGCACUUAAAGAACCUAAGGAACUGAAUUUUGUUUUUGGGGUCAACAUUGAACACCGGGACCUAGAUGGCAUGUUCAUCUAUAACUGUAGCCGCCUGAUCAAGAUGUAUGAGAAAGUGGGCCCACAGCUGGAAGGGGGCAUGGCAUGUGGUGGAGUUGUUGGGGUUGUUGAUGUGCCCUACCUGGUCCUGGAACCUACACACAACAAGCAGGACUUCGCUGAUGCCAAGGAGUACCGGCACCUGCUGCGGGCGAUGGGGGAUCAUCUGGCACAGUACUGGAAGGACAUUGCCAUUGCCCAGAGGGGAAUCAUCAAGUUCUGGGAUGAGUUUGGCUACCUUUCUGCCAACUGGAACCAGCCUCCAUCUAGUGAGCUACGUUAUAAGCGCCGGAGAGCUAUGGAAAUCCCAACCACCAUCCAGUGUGAUUUGUGUCUGAAGUGGCGAACCCUCCCCUUCCAGCUGAGUUCUGUUGGAAAAGAUUACCCUGACACCUGGGUUUGCUCCAUGAACCCUGAUCCUGAGCAGGACCGAUGUGAGGCUUCUGAACAGAAGCAGAAGGUUCCCCUGGGGACAUUCAGAAAGGAUCUGAAGACACAAGAAGAGAAGCAGAAGCAGCUGACAGAGAAAAUUCGCCAGCAGCAGGAGAAGCUAGAGGCCCUGCAGAAAACCACACCUAUCCGUUCCCAAGCUGACCUGAAGAAAUUGCCUUUGGAAGUGACCACCAGACCUUCCACUGAGGAACCUGCACGUAGACCUCAGCGACCUCGGUCACCUCCUUUACCUGCUGUCAUCAAGAAUGCCCCAAGCAGACCCCCUUCCUUGCAAGCUCCCAGGCCAACCAGCCAGCCCCGAAAGGCUCCUGUCAUCAGCAGCAUCCCAAAGCCUCCUGCCCUGGCAGCCCGGGAGGAGGCCAGUACAUCCAGGCUGCUCCAUCCACUGGAGGCACCCCGGAAGCCUGCUAAUACGCCAGUCAAGACUGCACCCCGGCCCACUCCUGUGGUGCAGCCACUGUCAUCGUCUCUGCUGCCCAACUCCAAAAGCCCUCGGGAAGUCCCUGCUCCCAGAGCCAUCAAGACUCCAGUGGUCAAGAAGCCAGAGCCACCCAGUAAACUCUCCCUAACAACUCCUAGUCAGAAGCGGACUCUUGGGGUUUCUGACGAGGAAGAAGCUGAGGAAGCUGAGAGGAGGAAAGAGAGGUCUAAACGGGGCAAGUUUGCUGUGAAGGAGGAGAAGAAGGACUUAAAUGAGCUCUCAGACAGUGCUGGGGAAGAGGACACAGCUGACCUUAAGAGGGCUCAGAAAGAUAAAGGGUUGCACGUGGAGGUGCGUGUGAACAGGGAGUGGUAUACAGGCCGGGUCACAGCCGUGGAGGUGGGCAAGCAUGUGGUGCGGUGGAAGGUGAAGUUUGACUACGUGCCCACAGACACCACUCCAAGAGACCGCUGGGUAGAGAAAGGCAGUGAAGAUGUGCGGCUGAUGAAGCCUCCUUCUCCGGAGUACCAGAGUCCCGACACUCAGCAGGAGGGCGGGGAAGAGGAGCAGGAAGAGGAGGAAGAGGAGGAAGAGGAGGUGGUGGUGGCCCAGCAGGCUGUAGCCAUGGCAGAGCCCUCCACUUCUGACUGCAUCCGCAUAGAGCCCGACACCACUGCCCCCAGCACCAACCAUGAGACCAUUGACCUGCUCGUUCAGAUCCUCCGGAAUUGUUUACGGUAUUUCCUGCCUCCAAGUUUCCCCAUCUCCAAGAAGGAGCUGAGUGCUAUGAAUUCAGAUGAGCUAAUAUCAUUUCCUCUGAAAGAGUACUUCAAACAGUAUGAAGUGGGGCUCCAGAAUCUGUGCCAUUCCUACCAGAGCCGUGCCGACUCACGGGCCAAGGCCUCUGAGGAGAGUCUGCGUACUUCUGAGAGAAAGCUCCGAGAGACAGAGGAGAAGCUGCAGAAGCUGAGGACCAACAUCGUGGCGCUCCUGCAAAAGGUGCAGGAGGAAUCUGUGGUUUCAACCCUGGCUGCACAGCAUCCUGACCAAGAGGGCUGGAGGUGGUGCGGCUGCCUGGGCCUCAUCCCAGCCAGACCCACGGACAUAGACAUCAACACAGAUGAUGAGCUGGAUGCCUACAUCGAGGACCUGAUCACCAAGGGGGACUGAAGGGCUCGGAGCCAAAGAUCAGCUCCUCUGCCCUUCAAGGCAGAGUCCUUAGGGGGUGGUGUUUUGUUCAUGGGUUGUGGACUUACCUUGGUUUGACUCACAUAAAACAUUUGUGAUUUUGGAGGGAAAAAUACUCUGAUUCUUUGAAUCUUCCUCCCUAAGUUUAUAAAUACUUAUUUUUUAAAAGAAAUAAGAUGCUGCACCUGCUGUGAGAACAUACAUUUUUUUGGUAACUAUUGGGCAAAGAGCAGAGAACCAGGAUACCAAGCUCCUUCUCUUGGUUCCUGGCUUCUCACAAUGUGGUAAAUCCAGUGCCAUCCAGAAGUUGGAGAGGCUUCAGGGGCAGGGCUAGUCUCUUCUAGAAGAUGAACAGUGUUGGGAUCUGAGGGGUGGGGAAGGGAAAGAGCCCUCCAGAAUGGUGCUUCUCCUGGGGGCUCUAAUCUGGGAGACCUGUGGGGAUAGUGGGUCAGGAAAGAGGAACAGCACUGAGCAGCUCCUGUCUCAAGUCAGGACAUGAAUGUCAGCCCAUCCAUCUGUCAGUCAUUAUGGCUGUGGCAUUGUCCAAACAGCUUGGGGAAGAAAGAGCCUCCCAUUCAACCUCCCCAUCUACCACUCAGGUUCUCCUUGUGGCAGUGAUUUCCUCAGUUAACUGGACAGUGAGAUUUCCCACCUCAAAAACUUGAGUCCAGGUUGAGCAGUAGACAGAUCUGACUGUGGUGGGCUGCACACAGAGGUGGGAUGCACACUGAAUGAAUGUUUGAAUUCCAUAGGAUUCUUUUUGAGAAAGUCCCUUUUACUGAUUUGAUGGUGACCUCUGUCUGUGGGUUUGGCAGAGUCCGGAGAAGGCAUGCUGCCUCAGAUGGUGCUGGCUAAUCUGGAGAGCUUGCUGCUGCUGCUGCUGCUGCUCCUACUCCUUUUACUGUUCCCCUCUACGUGGUCCCACUGGUCCCUGCUCUGGCCCAGACAGGAGAGGGGGUCACUGAGCCACAGGGACUCCAGAGGCAGCUCUGCAGGAAGCACACCUUGGCUUCCUUUCUAUCUAGCCACGGCCUUACACAGCUGUGUCCCACAGGCAACUUCUCAGGGUCAAAGACAAAGGCAAGAGUUGCUGAGUUUCUCUUUAGUGGUCAUUGGAGAAAUUCUGGUUUGAUUUCCCCCAACUCUCUUCUUUCUUCUACCUGGGGACUUUGUGUUUUCUAGAGGCACAAGAACUAUGGCCUGGUACCACUGGCUGCGAUUCAGACCUUUCUUGGUGUGUUUCUGGCAUCUACCCACCCUAAGUCAACAGUAGCCCACAUGCCAUUCUGUGGAGUCUGCGGAAGACUGGGAGACACUGGUGAGGGAAGUCUUUACCCAUUUGUGCGUGUGUCCAGAAGCACUUGCAGCUUGUGGGUUUGAGACUUCCCUAAACCACAUCCCUGGAGGAGGGUUAUUUAGGGAAAUACCACUCCGAACCUGGCCUCAUCUUCUGGAAGAUUGUCUGAGUCUUGGGACUUCUUGACCUGAUGAUUCCUUUCCCAUCCAGUUCUCUCUCAUCAUCCCAGGCAGCAUGUGGUUCAUUUUUGUCCCCAAACCUACUGUUUUAAUCUGAAAGGAAGUUGGUUCUGCAUUUUUACCAUAGGAUAAUACUCAAGUUUUUAAUUUACAUACCUGUAAUCAAAAUGCAAUACUAUAAAACUUUGGUGAGACUCCUGAA